Molecule: messenger RNA, 1716 nt
Organism: Cylicocyclus nassatus
Lineage: Eukaryota; Metazoa; Nematoda; Chromadorea; Rhabditida; Strongylidae
Source: the annotation of a GenBank genome assembly
AUGGCAAGAACAGUCGAUGUCGAACACGUCUCGAAACCUCGUCGUCCAGGGCUAUGUCGAGUGUUGCGAAGGUCCGGCUACUGGAAAUGCCUGUCCUGCUCGCUGCUGCUGGUCGGCUGCGGGUUUUACGCCGCUUGGUGCCAUUUCAAGCACAUGGCUUACUCCGGUCUUCAACCACUUCUGAUAUACCACCAUGGGCCAUGCGCCCAGGGUUAUAACUUCGUACCAAUCGUGUUCGGGCUGAUGUUGUACAUUGUCUAUGUGAUGGAAUGCUGGCAUAGUCGAUCGAAACUUAACUCUAUGAAAAAGAUUCGAGUGGAGGAUGCUCUACAGUAUCUGAAAUCACUGCGAAAUGCUCUUCCGAUUGUUUGGUGGAAGAGCGUCUGCUAUCACUAUGUACGGAAAACGCGACAAGUGACGCGGUAUCGCAAUGGAGAUGCCAUUCCAGCUACUCAGGUGUACUACGAACGAGUAGAUUCGCAUACUGCUGGCAAUGUUUUCAUCUACGACGUAUGCGGUGUCAAGGACAUCUCGAAGAGCGUUCUCGAACUGGAACGAUUUCCACUGACUCGAAUACGAGUAAAUCGAGGAUUUGUGUUCGCCUGUAUGCAGGCGGCGAGGGAGUUCGAACAGCAGAGGACGAGGUUCUUUAACGAGAACGAGUCCAGAGACGACUACAUGGAGGUGCGAGAAGGAAUGGAUUUAACCGACGUGUGCCUUUUGGAGGAUAUGCUCGUUUUUCGCGGAUCACCUCCUUGGUUUCUUCGAGCAUCAGUGUUCUGGGUAUUCUCUGUAUUACUUCUUUCAUGGCCUCUACGAAUCUACGCCGAAUGCAGAACAGCCAUGCUGAACUACCAAGUCACUAAGCUCUUUGGAACCUGCUAUUUAAGUCCAUCAUCAGUAAAUUAUACUGGCCCUCUCACAAGGACCUCAACGAUGGAAACGGUGGAGCUGGAGGCAGCAUUGGGAAGAGAGCAAUAUUUCGUGGUCCCAUCCUAUUCCGAAGCGAUGUUGAUGCCUCAUGCUACUGUGACCCUCGUGGACCCUUCGGAAGCCCGUAUUUACUCACGACCAGUGCCAGUAAACAAUGAGCAGGUCGUUUUGCGAAAUUACGGCGCACUUGACGAUGAUUUGGGCCAUUUACCCGCCAUUCGCCCUCCACGACCAUUGAUGAGAGGCAGUAGAAGCAUGAAUUUUUUGCAAGCCAUGAGGAGGGAAUCAGUGCCUCGAAGUUCGCGGCCCAUUCCUCUGCGAUCGUCGCGGAAUGGUCCCCCUCGCUCAUUGUCAAUAGGGGGCUUGUCUGCAUGGUCCAAUGGAUACCAUCCUAUAGGUAGCAGCCCCUUGAGCGACAGAACACCUCUUCUUGACCCACCUGACGAGCCACCACCCAGCUACGAGGUCGCCUUGCGCAUGUGCGCUCCGCUCUACAAUCGUUUGCGACGGUCGAUCUCGUCCCGGCUGAACUCUCUCUCGCAUUCGAGCUCCAAAGAGAUGAAACCGUCGGUUGCUUACAGCAGCUCGACCGUAACCGAAAGUCGACACAACAGCCGUCACAGCAGCAGGGACCAUGACGAUCGCACGCCCAAUGUCUGAACUACCGUCCUCAUCCAACUUUCACUUCCUCCAAAGACCACCACAUUGCUCAAAUCUGAUUCUCUUCCAAUAUUCAAGCAAUUUCUUUCUGACGUUGGCUUGUUUUGUUGACUCUAUGGUGCC